Messenger RNA from Darwinula stevensoni, 1084 nucleotides. Lineage: Eukaryota; Metazoa; Arthropoda; Ostracoda; Podocopida; Darwinulidae. The record is from the annotation of a GenBank genome assembly.
AUGGGGAAUGGAAGGAAAGUGGAGGCGGUGGUUCGAGUGAAUUGUUCCUUGGGCGAAGGACCCCAUUGGGAUGGUGGUUCCCAGUCUCUUGUCUUCACAGACAUCCUCAAUGCCACCGUGUAUCGAUAUCAUCCUGUCACUGGCCAGCUUUCUUCCACCCUCGUUCCACGAGUCGAGGGCGUCGGAUUCAUCGUCCCAGUGGAUGGACGCGAUGGGGAAUACAUAGUCGGGGGAGAUAAGUCUUUCAUUUGGCUCCACUGGGACGGAUCAGACGGCGGAGGUAAAGUGAAACAAAUCUUGGACACCGUUCACGAAAACCCUGGGAAUCGACUGAAUGAUGGCAAGGCGGAUCCCUUCGGCAGACUCUUCGCCGGCAAGUCCCCUUGGACAAUGGGAUCCGAGACCUCACCUGGCGUCUUCGCUCAGGAACAGGGGGCUUUAUAUCUACUCAGUCCGACAACGGGGAAAGCCGAAAAGAAAGUCGAAGGCGUGACGCUAUCGAAUGGACUCUGUUGGUCUCAGGAUAGCAGUCAUUUUUUCUACAUCGAUUCCGUCUUGAGGAAGGUGGACGCCUUCGAUUAUGAUCCUCUGACCGUCUCUCUCAGCAAUCGAAGGACGGUUUUCCACAUGCCAUCGCAUUUACCCGAGAAGGCAGUGCCGGAUGGAAUGACGAUCGACGCCACGGGAAGGCUUUACGUUGCCACUUUCUUCGGAUCCAGAAUCCUGGUGAUAGAUGCAGAAGAGGGCCGGGAAAUCGAGGAGAUAAAGUUGCCAGUCGAGAACGUGACAUCCUGUACUUGGGGUGGAGAGAAUCUCGACCAACUUUAUGUCACUUCUGCCGCCAAAUUCACUGAUUUGACUACCUACCCUGAGUCUGGAUUUAUUUACAAGAUAAUGGGUUUGGGAAGUCGGGGCUUUGAUGGCGUCAAAGCGAAAAUCCCUAUUCUUGCACAGCCCUAAGGAAUGAUUUUCUCUGAAAUUUUCUCAAGUCACCGCUUUCAUUACUCGAGCAUAGUAUCACUUAUAUUCUCCCUAUUUUCUUGUCAUUGACAAGGCUUCGCUGCAAUAAAGUUUUCCUGAUGUU